CCUCCCAUGUGCAGUCACUGUCUGACAGGCUGAGACAGAGACCUGCAUCAGAAUAAAAGGGCUGAGGGACAGGGCCCUUCCAUCCUCUGUCCUCCCGAGAUACCCACAGAUCCUGUGCUGCCUAUCAUCUUGCUUCUGAACACCACAGCUGAAAUGUCCUGCCAGCAGAGCCAGCAGCAGUGCCAGCCCCCUCCCAAAUGUCCUCCCAAGUGCCAGACACCAAAGUGCCCUCCCAAGUGCCAGACACCAAAGUGUCCUCCAAAAUGCCCCCCAAAAUGCCCUCCUAAAUGCCCCCCUGUGUCAUCCUGCUGCAGCCUGGGGUCUGGUGGCUGUGGCUCUAGCUCUGGUGGAUGCUGUGGCUCCAGCUCCGGAGGUUGCUGCAGCUCUGGGGGUGGCGGCUGCUGCCUGAGCCACCACAGGCCCCGCAGAUCUCUUCGUCGCCAUCGUCACAGCUCUGGAUGCUGUAGCAGCGGUGGCAGCAGUGGUUGCUGUGGCAGCAGUGGUGGCAGCAGCGGCUGCUGUGGAAGCAGCGGGGGCAGCAGUGGCUGCUGUGGCAGCAGCGGGGGCAGCAGCUGUGGCAGUAGCCAACAGUCUGGUGGCUGUUGCUAACCUAGGUGAGGAAGACUUCAGACAACUGUUGCAGGAGGAAGCCAUGCUCAGCAGACUGGUCCAUGCAUCUGCCUUCUCUCCUCUGGCUUCCCUCCUUGCCCUGCCCACUCAGAUGCUGACAUCUCGUGUGCAAGGUUCUGCAUUCCACUCACCAGAUGACGGUGCCCCUUUGCCUCUUUGUUACAAAUAAAAAGGUCUUGGCUACCA
Messenger RNA from Mesocricetus auratus (golden hamster), 816 nucleotides. Its product is annotated as late cornified envelope protein 1C. NCBI's taxonomy places the organism in Eukaryota, Metazoa, Chordata, Mammalia, Rodentia, Cricetidae. The record is from RefSeq and is a predicted model, not a curated record. Bases 154 to 609 code for a protein of 151 amino acids. Gene Ontology annotation, biological process: epidermis development. The transcript is spliced from 2 exons.